Messenger RNA from Lodderomyces parapsilosis, 768 nucleotides. RefSeq lists its product as uncharacterized. Bases 1 to 768 code for a protein of 255 amino acids. NCBI's taxonomy places the organism in Eukaryota, Fungi, Ascomycota, Pichiomycetes, Serinales, Debaryomycetaceae. The record is from RefSeq and is a predicted model, not a curated record. The transcript has a single exon.
AUGUUACAAUCACCAUUUAAUUUUGUUCCUAAAGACAAGAGGAAACGGUCUCUGAGCCCUACAGUUACAAUGCAAAGACAUACAGAUGAUAUAUCUAGCGCAGCCACUCCCAAAUAUUCCGAACGCAAUAAGAUGCUAUUGUUACAUACACCACCACCAAGUACUCACAAACACCAUCAUCUCCGGUCUAAAAAGCAAAAAGUUGGUGAUGCUUGUGCAACAGUUACUGUUUCACACCCAGCACAAACGUUGUCGCCCACACCACUAAACUAUGAUAUCAAGGGUCGUGAAAACAGUGGUACCCAUACAGCACCAUCCACUCCAUCAAUAGAAACUCAUCAAUAUCAAGACCAGCAAGUUCACACACCACCACCAACAGCAGCCAAAAUAAAACCAUACAUCAAUAGAAACACAAGCUCAACCAGUCAUCAACGCUCGUCGUCAAUUGAAACCAAGUUGAAAAUAAUGCAACUAAAGAUUGAUAAUCUCGAAGAUUGCUCAGCCAGAGACGAGAUACUGGACUUGUUACAAUCAACAAUUGACGAAUUGAGUCAGAAUGAAAGGGAGUUGCAAUUACCAAGGCGGAAGUUUGAUGAGUUUAUGUUUGAGUCAAAUGAUCCAAUGACUCCCAUUAAUCAAAUUAUGAGCAAAGACGAUUCAGAGUUUAGUACGCCACCUCCGUUAUAUCAUCAAUCAGCAGCAGAUUCAAAGCAGCUGGGAAAUUACCUAAAUUUGGAUGAUUAUUGUAUACCUUCGUUUGCUAUAUGA